UUGAUCUCGGGUAAGUAUUUAUACAAAGACAAAAUAAAGGAAACAAGAGGAAAUGGAGAAAUUAAUUUACAGUAACUGUUUGUGUGAAUAAAAAUUAAAUUUAAGCGCAGAAAUUCACAGCUGAUUUAUGAAAAAUUUCAUAUUUAUUGAAAACAAAGUUAACUUCAAAUCUUUUAACAACUAUGUACAUAUACAAGUAACACUUUCAUUUUUAACACGGUCCGUGCCACGUGUGCCAUUUGUCGUUCACACGCAAUUUUUGUAAGGAACCAUUUUUUGUUAGACAUCUGGCAAGGGAUAGCGGUACACGUUACGAAGCGGCGAAAACAUAAAUAAACAGUAUCAAAAUAUAUAUAAGUCAGCAAAAACUUGAUUGUAACUUAAUAUUUCAUUUAAAAAAUCAGUGCACUUCAUAAGCAAGAUAUAACCAAAAUUUCCGAUGGCUCGGAAUGUGUUAAUAUAUAAAAUACGUAAUCAGAAUUUAAUUUUUAAUCACAUGAUAUGGAAUAACAUCAACUCGCUAACUACAUAUUCCUCGUAAGUCUCUGCCAAACUGUUUAUUAAUUUGUUACAAAUAGUUGCAACAUACAAUUCUCAGCAAAGUUAAACAAACAAAUGAUUUACGUAAAAUCUUCAGUUGCAUCGCUGCUAGAUAAAUUUCUUGGCUGUGAACGGACGAAUGACGCUGCCGGGGAAUACCCAAUCGCGAAAGUUGAUUACCUUCUGCGUAUUAAUCCGUAGAGGCUUUGGACAGCUGCUCGUUCCGUUUCAUGGAGGCGUGUAUUGUCUCAAGAGCCCAAGGAAAUCCAUUAUCAAAUGGCUACGCAAUAGAAUUAGAUAAUACUGAAGUCAACAGACAUGCAAGGACAUUUCAUACAACUUUAAAGGAUGCUCCACGGUUCCCCCAAUUUUGGUCCUUAUUGUAUCCAUCAUUUUCAAUGACUAAUUUGCCUGAAGACAACGACGAUGAUAUGAUCGUGUUAAAACAAAGUAUAAUAACACUGGAGAAGAACCAAGAAGAAAUACUCAAAUUGCUGAAACAACUUACAGAAGCAACUAAAACGACAUCCUGCGUUUCUCCAUCUGUCCCAAUAUCUAAUAACGACAACAUUCAAAAAGAAUCUGAGAACGUAGACGAAGAUAUUAUAUUUACAACGAUUACAAAUAAGAAGGAUAUAGAAACGCUGCAGGGGGAUAAAGAAGAAGUACUGGCAGUAAAACCUUUGGAAAAUACUUCCAUUGAGAGCGUCAAUAUUGCUGAAAAUGAAAAUGAUUACCAAGACACUUAAGAAGUGUAUUUAGUGGUUCUGUAACAGACACUGUACAAAUGUACUGUGUACACAAAUGCAAAAUAAACGAAUAUUAUGCUCAUCGAUAUAUGUCAAUAAAUUCAUUUUUGUAAUAGACUUAUUUAAAGUUUGUAAAGACAUAUUUCUGUUGCGACUGUUUUGAAAAGUGUGUAACUUAUUAUAGUAUGCGUUUA
This is a messenger RNA of Nomia melanderi (Alkali bee), 1483 nucleotides long. RefSeq lists its product as uncharacterized. The record is from RefSeq and is a predicted model, not a curated record. Lineage: Eukaryota; Metazoa; Arthropoda; Insecta; Hymenoptera; Halictidae.